Messenger RNA from Andrographis paniculata, 1301 nucleotides. RefSeq lists its product as uncharacterized. The record is from RefSeq and is a predicted model, not a curated record. The transcript has 9 exons. The coding region runs from base 200 to 871 and encodes 223 amino acids. Lineage: Eukaryota; Viridiplantae; Streptophyta; Magnoliopsida; Lamiales; Acanthaceae.
UCAAAUUAAAUUGGAGGGAUAGUUGAGAGGUUUCGCAUGAUUCUGGUGUGGCAGUAAGGAUUUUUCACUGGCAUUAUCAACCGCCAUGGUAGCAGCAUAGCCCUACCUUCAAGUCAAGUUUCAAGGUUUUUUGGUCAAAUUAACGAUUUCUACAGGUUUUUACAUCCCCGAUCGCUUGCGAUCUGUGCUUGGCGAAACCAUGGACAGAUUUUGUGGCGUCACUCGAAUGGCGGUGUUUCUUGUUGUUUUAUUGAGUGAGGCGAUCUCUAUAGCCGUAGCUUAUCGACCGGGGGACAUCGUUCCCAUGAGCCGCAUGGGCCAAUACCACUCAAGUAGAACCGUUUGGCAUGAUAUGAUCGGCAAGCAUUGUCCGAUGUUCGCUGUUAAUCGUGAGGCGUUGAUUCCUAUACCUAAGCCCACUGGAUACACUGGAGCUGACCCGUACAAAAUAUCAUUCCAAGUUGGAAGAGAAAAGUUUUAUGUCCCAUGGCUUUUUGUGAUAAACCGAAAGAGUUCUAAUGUCCCAAUGAUUGAGAUGCAUCUGAGAUAUUCAGGGGGUGAUUUGCUUGGGGUCACUGCAAAAGUUAUAGAUAUGCCUAACAGUUAUGUAGAACUUCAUCCUGAUAUUCGUAAACAAUUUUGGGAUCAGCAGCAGUGGCCAAAGCACAUUCUUGUGCGAUACACUUGGGAUGAACAGUCAGAGAUAGAUGUGGCAUCUGGCUUUUAUUUUCUAUUUGGGUCAGGGCUGAUGCUUUCUGUCAUUCUUGCAAUCUAUGUUUUACAGUCAUCUCAAGAUAAAUUGACAAGGUUUGUGAAGGAGACUGUAGCCGAAAGCAGCAUGCCUGCCGGGGGAGUUGCUAAAGUCGAGUGAUCUUUCCUUGAAAAACAAGGUGUGUGCGCCUGCCGUAGAUGUGAUCAAUUUCUCUUGGAAACUGCUACUUAUCCUGUGAAAGAUUUCAGCCCACAUUGGUAUCAUGACUGAUCGCGAAUCAUUUUAUCAAAACAUUUAAUGGGUUGGUAUUGAGUUAGAUUGGAAACUAGAAAAUCUUAUGGAAUCUGACUGCAUCCAAUAGGCUUAUGGGAAGGCCUGCUCAGGGCUAUUUCCAUAACUGGAUAAUACCUGGAAUCUAAUAGUAUUGGUAAUUAUAGGAUAUAUUCGGAUUGAGUAUUGCAUAAUGGCCUUUGGCCCAAAUGCAUUAUUCACGCAAUAUCCAUUUCAUUAUAAUUCAGCUGUUUAAGUUUGGUUAUAGAGCAGAAAGUGAUCUUUCUUCCAUUGUAAUAUAAUUCUUUUUUUAACCUGA